Molecule: messenger RNA, 1932 nt
Organism: Ascoidea rubescens DSM 1968
Lineage: Eukaryota; Fungi; Ascomycota; Saccharomycetes; Ascoideales; Ascoideaceae
Exons: 2
Coding region: 1-1932 (643 amino acids)
Source: RefSeq, a predicted model, not a curated record
AUGGAUAGCACUUUGAAACUAACAUUUUGUUCUUCCACUUUUUUGUCAUUACUUUUGGGUAUUUUUGCUUUAGAUUAUGAAGUACACAUUAAACCAAAUGGCAACAGCAUUGUCAGCACUAAUUCUCUUGCGAAUCCUUCAAGUUUCACUGAAUCUUAUUCAGUGUUAAGAUCAAAUAUAAUACCUCCAAUUUGUGAUGAUCAUAGCACUGAGUAUGAACACUUCACUUCCACUCAGCAAAAUGAUUUGGCUAAUUUUGCAUCAAUUACCGAAUCUCAUUCCCAUAUUCCAGUAACCAACAACAAUUAUAACAAUAUGAAUUUGAUGAGCAUCAAUUCCAUGAAUAAUAUCAAUGCUAUGAAUAAUAUCAAUGCUAUGAAUAAUAUCAAUGCCAUGAAUAAUAUCAAUAAUAUCAAUAAUAUGAACUCCCUUUCUAGUAGCAAAAAAGAGAAACGAAGGAACGCAAUUUUAAACCGUUUAAAUAAAUUGAAUGAAGAUUUAAAUUUAAAUAAAGAGGUCAUUUAUCAUCGAAAUUAUCAGAUUUUGCAAAACGAUAUUUCUGAUUUGCAUAAUAAUACCAAUCCAACUUUGAUUUCAAAUUACAAAAAUCUAAAAGAAAUUCGAGAUUAUGAACUAAUCAGAUUGAAAUUAUUUGAAAAUUAUCAGAUUGAAAAAAUCUUUAAAAAUUUUAAAACUGAAAUUAACCAAAUUAAUAAUGAUUAUAACAAGUACAUUUUAAUUUUAAAAGAAAAAUUAUACGAAAAAUUAACCAAUGAUAUAAGUAACUUGAAAAAUGAAAAGAUUUAUAAAGAUUUUUCAAAUAAAUCUCACUAUUCAAGUAAUCUUAAUCUUGAUAACGACUUGAUUGCUUUCAAAAAUUCCAAUCAUUACAGAACAAAAUAUAGAGUAAAUAAAAAAGCCGACAAAUCUGACUCAAAAAAUCGUGGCAAUAAAUCUUCAAAUGAGGAAGAUAAAGACGAUAUUGACAAUUUCAACAGCUUUAAUAUAUCAAAUAUUGAAAAAGACCACUACUACCCUAUGAUAAGAAGAUCCACUCGUCGUACAAGAAAUAGCAAUAAUAAUGGCCACAGUCAUAUGAACAAUAUCAAUUCAAGCAACAUCAACUCUAAUAACCAGCACAAUGAUAACAGUUACAAUUUCGGCUAUAAUAACAAUUAUAAUUCUCCAUUUCAUAACGGAUAUGACAGUACUACGAAUGAAGAUUCUAAUCUCAGUGGUAAUGAAAGUGGGCAUAAUACAACAUCUAGAAAAAGAAGGAGACUUUUUUUUGGAAAUGGAAACAAUAGUUCAAAAGAUAAUAACCUUGAUGGAAGCAGUAAUGGAUAUUUUAAUAGUGGAAACAACUCUUCAAGAGGAAGCAAUAAUAACAACAACAACAAUAACAAUAACAAUAACAACAUUAAUAGCAACAGUAACGGAAAAUUUUAUUCAAACCAGAUAUCCCCUGAUGACGAUUUAUUCAGUGAUACUGUCUUGUCAGAAAUAUUGUUUGGUAAAGAUUUUGCUAACCUGCUGAAUAAUAAUGGGAAUCCCAAUCAUAACAACAAUGGUAAUAAUAACAAUCAUAAUGCCAGCUCCAAUAGUAAAAAUAAUCAUGGAUCUAGUAAUAGCAAGAACUCUAAUAGCAAAAAAAGUGAAAUGAAAAAACCAAGCGAUGGAUUAACAUCUCUAACGCAAGAAGAGUUGAAUGAAGAUUUAAGUAUUCUUCGAUCUGCAAUGGCUUCAAAUGAUAAUAACAACGCUAAUAAUACUGUGAACAACAGCAAUAAUCUUGCUAAUGGAAACACGUCUAGUUUUUCCAACCUCUCUAAUUUUUCAAAUAUCCCUAACAUUUCCAACAUGGUGGGGUUUUAUAAUAAUAGCAGUGGCAAUCAAACCAACAAUUACAAUCUUAGUAAUAAUUCCAGAUAG